CAAAGUGGCCACCAGCAGCUUCCACAUGCAUCCCACCAAUUCAUUGACUCGGGAUAAGAAAAUGUCCUUUCCCUAUAGUUCCAGCAAAAGACCUAGGGCAGGCUCUCCUUAGCUCUUCCCCAAACCAAUCACUGGGCCUAGGGGGUUGAAAUAUUCUGACUGAUCAGGCUGUCACAGGGCAACUCCUGGUGGCCUCCCCCUUUCUGCUUGCCCCUCCCCUGCUGCCUCAGCACUUCCAAACCAUGGAAGAGACCCACCUGCGGCACAUGAAGACCCUGCUGGGCUCCUACGCCCACUCGGUGGAGGACACCCACGUGCAGAUCGGGCAGGUUCACGAGGAGUUUAAGCAAAAUAUAGAGAACAUCAGCGUGGAAAUGCUGCUGAGAAAGUUUGCAGAAAGCAAGGGCACGGGCCGGGAGAAGCCUGGUGAGUCGGGGCACCUGGGGGUCAGGCUGCGUGGAAAGGACAGGGUUCACGAGGCAGGAGACUUCCCUGGGUCUCAGUUUCCUCAUCAGUAAAAUGGGCUGAUGACA
Molecule: messenger RNA, 533 nt
Organism: Myotis brandtii (Brandt's bat)
Lineage: Eukaryota; Metazoa; Chordata; Mammalia; Chiroptera; Vespertilionidae
Product: F-BAR domain only protein 1-like
Exons: 2
Coding region: 243-518 (91 amino acids)
Biological process (GO): clathrin-dependent endocytosis; clathrin coat assembly
Cellular component (GO): clathrin-coated pit; plasma membrane; clathrin-coated vesicle
Source: RefSeq, a predicted model, not a curated record